Exaiptasia diaphana is the source of this 923-nucleotide messenger RNA. RefSeq names its product hemagglutinin/amebocyte aggregation factor. NCBI's taxonomy places the organism in Eukaryota, Metazoa, Cnidaria, Anthozoa, Actiniaria, Aiptasiidae. The transcript is spliced from 5 exons. Bases 154 to 750 code for a protein of 198 amino acids. The record is from RefSeq and is a predicted model, not a curated record.
UCUUCCCCCUCCCCCUGAAAAGUUGCUGUGCUGUCCCUGGUUUCAGGCAUUAAUAGCAUCUAUAGACAUCACGACAAUACAGUUUGGAUGUUACAUUUGACUUGGUCGGAACAACUCCAGCACUCUACGUACUAACUCUGAUUGCAACCAACAAUGAAGAAGUUCGUGGUGGGGUUAUUGUUGAUGGUCAUUAUAGUGGACGUGUUUUGUCCAUCUGAAGCUUGGUGGUGGAGGAGGAGACGCCGUAGACCCCCGCCUUGUGGCACAAAAGUUAAACAGUACGGAUGGGAAAAUGAUUUCGACGGACAUUUGAAAUUCAAAUGUCCUGCAGGAAAAGCAAUAAGGUACGUUCGAUCGAUGUACAGUCCCUGUGCCCGUGACCGCGCAUUCAUAUUCGGUUGUUCAUCUAACCGGUUCACAAAGAAAAUGAGGAGGUGCAAUUGGUCCAAACACUGGAACAAUGACUGGGACAACGCCUUUUUCUUCACGUGCCCAAACCAUGGUGUUAUGGCUGGGAUUGAAAGUAUCCAUGCCAAUAAUGCUGAAGACAGGAGAUACAAGUUCUAUUGUUGCCACAGCUACUGGCACCGUGCCCGUUUGUGUAAAACCAGUGGCUACGUGAACAAUUGGAGGUCUGACUUCAAAUUCCGGGUCAAGCGGAAGAAUUGGUUUAUCGUUGGGGCAUACAGUUUUCACAAAAACAGUAAAGAGGACCGUCGUUUUAAGUUCCAAUACUGCAAAGUUUACUAGCAGCCAGUGAACCUCACUGACAGACACUGACAUAUGAAAGAAACCCAGCAAAGGCAAAAUCUUAAUUCUAAUGUUACAUCAAAGGCAAUGAUAUUACUAUAAAAUAAUCAUGAUGUAAAUUAACGUAAGGGGGUAAAAAUCAUGAAUAAUAAAGGUAAACAAGCAACGAGAAA